AUGUGGUGCUUUCUUUUGGCAUUUGUUUCUCUGUUGUUGUUGUCCUCCAUCCAAGGAGGCACAGCAGAGCAGUGUGGGAGGCAAGCAGGGGGUGCUCUGUGUCCAGGAGGGCAAUGCUGCAGCAAGUAUGGGUGGUGUGGCACUGCACCUGAUUACUGCAGCACUGGUUGCCAAAGCCAAUGUGGCAGCGGUGGUGGUGACGGUGACAUUGGUAGCCUUGUGUCACGUAACACCUUUAAUCAGAUGCUUAAGCAUAGGAAUGAUGGUGGUUGCCCAGCUAAGGGGUUUUAUACCUAUGAUGCUUUCAUUGCAGCUGCCAACCAUGAAACUACAGGGCAGUAA
Prunus armeniaca (apricot) is the source of this 342-nucleotide messenger RNA. NCBI's taxonomy places the organism in Eukaryota, Viridiplantae, Streptophyta, Magnoliopsida, Rosales, Rosaceae. The record is from the annotation of a GenBank genome assembly.